AUGGGCAACAUCUGCUCCCGCUCCUCGAACGAACCCGAGGCAUUCUCCGGCCCCGGCCGCGUCGUCGGCGCAUCCCCGUCCUCUCCGUCUGCCGCCCCCCGAGCCCCGCUCCCCGCCAAGAACUGGAAGAACACACCCGGGCGGACACUCGGUGACAGCAGAGACACGCAAGGGGGCGCCGACGAGGCGCGGUCAAAUGCUGCCAUAGCAGCGCAGAAACGAGCCGAGGAAGCCUCCUCGAACAAGGGCAAACUAGGCUCAAAACUCGCGGCGCAAAAGGCCAAGACCCAGACGCAGACUUUGGGCGAGGUUAGUCAAGAUGAGAGAGCUGCGCGCGAUGCGGAUGGGGCCGAGGAGGCUAGGCGUUGGCAGUAA
Molecule: messenger RNA, 375 nt
Organism: Penicillium cinerascens
Lineage: Eukaryota; Fungi; Ascomycota; Eurotiomycetes; Eurotiales; Aspergillaceae
Exons: 2
Coding region: 1-375 (124 amino acids)
Source: RefSeq, a predicted model, not a curated record